UUUUUAACAAAGAAACUUUUGUAAUACAUUCUUACACCAUAUAUAAUUAGGGGCCUAUUUUUUGUCUUUUGUGUCGAGCCCAUAAAUUGUCAGGACUGACCCUGGUGUAAUUAUUUGUAAGUAUUUUAUUAUUAUUGGUGUAUUGAUCAACAUUGGUCCUCCGUAAUCCGUAUUAUUUAAAGUUAAUGUCCUUAACUAUAAGUCUCAAUCACUACAGAGAUUUUUUAAACAAAUAAAAGUAACACAUUUGUGAGUGUUUUGUCACUGUGUGUAUAUUGUAACCAUAUAUUAAAACGGGCCAGGAAUGAGUAGCCCAUCAACUAUGAGUAAAGCCCAGGAAACACAACCUCUUUUAUUAAGGGAAAUUCUAUUGACAGCCCCCUUUACUAAAUACAAUCACAUAUUUUUCAGUGUUCCUGCUAUGUCCUUAUUAUUAAUACCCAACUUAAUACAGCCUCCUCUAGGCAAAUCACCGAUUAAUUUCCACUGAGGAAGAAGACAAAGAAGUGAGAAGGAAAACCCCAGAAAUUCUGAAACAGAACACUAGAACAAUCGGCUACUCAAAAUCCCAGAACAGUCACCUAGCCUGUAGCUCAGCCUCUCUCCCCUUCGAUCUGCGGCCCUUGCUUCUGGAGUUAUGAUUCUCGAAUCCAGUCGCUUGCCUAGUUAGAGUUGCCUUCUCCCUUUGCAAGUCACCCACUCUCACUGGUAUCAGUGAGUGAAGAAGGAAGAAAUCGGUUGCAAGACUGGACUUAAGCAAUCUGGGAACGCAGGUAUUGCUAGGGAAGCAAUCGGUUUCAUUAUUCCUUCUUUUGCUUUCUGAUCGAGAAAAUAAGCCGUGGAAUUCCUUAGUCCUGAUUGAUGUCUUGGGGAAGCCGUGGCAAUAACGUAAGAAGUCAAAAACGUAAAACAAAAUUAUUAUUUUUAGAUGUAGUAGAAUUCGUGGAUGCUUGAAGAACGAAAAAGUUGUGGUUAGACAGUGAUUUGCAGAGGAGGCUGCAUUAAGUUAGAUAUAAUAAGAAUUAUGAAAAAAUGUGGUUGUGUAUUUAGUAAAAGGAGGGCCGAAUCCCUUUUAUUAAAAUUUUGAGCCCUUCCUUUCUUCCAAUCAGCCAGCCCCUCUCCAACAUACGUACAACCCCAAAAACUUCUCAAUCCAGAAAAAGCCUAUCGGCCAGCCUCUCCAACCAAACCCACCAACAUACUUCUUCCACACUUCAAUCGAUCAGUCAUGGAGUCCUCUCUUCGUACCGAUUCUCUGGCAACAUUUCACUUUUUCAGCCGCCAAUCAUGAAUCAAGCCUCGGCCGCCUCCACCUCCGCUCUAAGUUUUAUAAAAACCUAAACGGGAUAAACGGCGGUUUUGUACUCUCUUUUAUGAAGCUUUCAACCUUCUGGGAUAAACGGCGGCUUUUCAAUUUUAUCUUAAAACAACGUGAUUGUUUUUCGGGAAAAAUCUGGGUGAACAAGACACGUUCCGCCCGAGUCUGAAGAUGUGUCCAUGAAACUUGCUGCUAGAGUUCCUCAAUUACUGCAUCGCUCUUUGUUCUUUUGGAAAGGGGACUGUUUGAAGAUCACAUUAGCUUCUCUUUGAGACAUAUCGUCAAACUCCCGUCUCCCGGUGUUCUGUAAAGACGAUUGAUAACUAGUCAAGAUGGAUGUUGAUGCUGAGCCUACAAUGGAUGAAACUAUUUUGAUCGAUGAAGAUCUAAUGGUGGGCCCACCAUCACCAAUCAUUCCACCAGAGAUAGCGUCUCAUGUUCUUGAAGGCAUUGAUACUUGUGAUGGGCUUUUAAGGAAUCUUUUCCUAUGCUUACAAGUCAAUGAUAUUGAACCAUUCUGUCAAGAUGAGAUUAUCAUGUAUCAACAAUGUGCAGAAAAAAGGGACAAGGAGCUAAGACAACGACUUCAAGAUAGUGAGCGUAAAUUAGGGCUGUCAAUGCCUCUAGAGAAAGCAAAAGAGCGAGCAAUCCAUCUAGAAUCUGAAGCUACAUCUCUAGAGAGACGCUUUAUAUUGGCAAGUGGAGUUGAAGGCAUGGAAGGAUUUCGACAAAGGUGGAGUCUCCACGGUCGCAUGACUGAUACCAAGAAAAGGCUAGAGUCUCUAAAGCAGGGUAUAGAGAGUAGGAGAAAGGAUGACAAGCCAACUGGAAAUACCUUCACCAGCAAGAAGUGGUUCUUCUGGUGAUUUGCGAUGCACAUAUAUAAAGAUAUUGGGUCAUGCUAUGGUAUCUGUGAACCGAUAGAUAUCUGAGACCAAUUUUUAUAGAUACACAAACAGUAAGAAUCAGGUCCGACACACCAUGUGAUACUCAUGCUUAGCCCAAAGCAUGUAUUUAGGCUAUCUUUCCCCCCAAUUUCCAAUCACCGCAUAUUCAGGUGCAAGGCAAGAUAUAUUACUGCUUCAAAUUGUUCAUCAUUUAUUUGACGAUUUGCAUUUAUAUUAAGCGAUAUGGAUGUGAAUGCAAACAAUUGAUUCUGAUGUUAUAAAAAUAAAUUUGGAGAUGUUAUCAUGAUGGCGAGCUUUCGAUAUUAUUGUUUCAUUCAUGAAUUUUG
Cuscuta epithymum is the source of this 2552-nucleotide messenger RNA. Lineage: Eukaryota; Viridiplantae; Streptophyta; Magnoliopsida; Solanales; Convolvulaceae. The record is from the annotation of a GenBank genome assembly.